UGCAGAAGGAUUUUGUAUGAUGUGUAUAAUGCAGGCACAUAUUACCCAGGCACUCAGUAAUCCUGGGGAUGUUAUUAAACCAAUGUUUGUCAUCAAUGAGAUGCGGCGUAUAGCUAGACAUUUCCGUUUUGGAAACCAAGAAGAUGCCCAUGAAUUUCUUCAGUACACUGUUGAUGCUAUGCAAAAAGCAUGCUUAAAUGGCAGCAAUAAAUUAGACAGACACACCCAGGCUACCACAUUCGUUUGUCAGAUAUUUGGAGGAUACCUACGAUCUAGAGUCAAAUGUUUAAAUUGCAAGGGCGUUUCAGAUACUUUUGACCCAUAUCUCGAUAUAACAUUGGAGAUAAAGGCUGCUCAGACUGUUAACAAAGCAUUGGAGCAAUUUGUGAAGCCAGAACAGCUUGAUGGAGAAAAUGCGUACAAGUGCAGCAAGUGUAAAAAGAUGGUUACAGCUUCAAAGAGAUUCACUAUACAUAGAUCCUCUAAUGUUCUUACACUUUCUCUGAAACGUUUUGCAAAUUUUACUGGUGGAAAAAUUGCUAAGGAUGUAAAGUACCCUGAGUAUCUUGAUAUUCGGCCAUACAUGUCUCAACCAAAUGGAGAGCCAAUUAUCUAUGUCUUGUAUGCAGUGCUGGUGCAUACUGGUUUUAAUUGCCAUGCAGGACAUUACUUCUGCUACAUCAAAGCUAGCAAUGGCCUCUGGUAUCAAAUGAAUGACUCCAUCGUAUCCACCAGUGAUAUUAGAUCGGUACUUAGUCAACAAGCCUAUGUGCUCUUUUAUAUCAGGUCCCAUGAUGUGAAAAAUGGAAGCGAACUUGCUCAUUCCACCCAUAGCCCUGGCCAGUCCUCUCCCCGCCCAGUGAUCAGUCAGCGGGUUGUCAGCAACAAUAAGCAGGCCUCGGCAGGAUUUAUCGGACCACAGCUUCCCUCUCAUGUGAUGAAGAAUCCACCUCACUUAAAUGGGACUGGACCAUUGAAAGAUACACCAAGCAGUUCUCUGUCAAGUCCUAAUGGAAAUUCCAGCGUCAACAGGACAAGUCCUGUUAAUGCUUCAACUUCUGUUCAAAACUGGUCAGUUAACAGGCCUUCUGUUAUGCCAGAACAUCCCAAGAAACAAAAGAUUACUAUCAGUAUUCACAACAAGUUGCCUGGUCGCCAGGGUCCAUCUCAGCCUAACCUUCAUAGCAAUUCUUUGGAGAACCCUAAUAAGUCUGUUCCCUCUUCUACUAUUACCAAUUCUUCUGCAAUACCGUCUACCUCGACUGCAUCUACGAUGUCAAUUUCUAGUAAAAUAACAAAAACAGCUACCCUGAGUGAAGCCUGUUCCAAGCCUGUGAUGAAUGGCAAGUCUAAGUUGAACUCAAGUGUGUUGGUUCCCUAUGGCGCUGAGUCAUCUGAAGACUCUGACGAGGAGUCCAAGGGACUAGGCAAGGAGAAUGGUGUUGGUGCGAUCUCAGACUCACUCGCCCCUGGUCAAGGUGCUGAAGAUGAAGAGGUCUCUCAGCACGAGCUUCAAGAACCUAUUACUCUAAAUGGUGCUAACAGUGCAGACAGUGACCUGAAAGAAAACGGUCUGCCAUUUGAUGGUGCAGAUUGCCAAGUCCAGCCUGCUCUGCACUCAGAAAAUCCCUUUUCUAAGGCAAAUGGUCUUCCUGGAAAGUCGAUGCCUGCCCUUUUGCCAUCUCUCCCAGAAGACAAAAUCUUAGAGACCUUCAAACUUAACACAGUGAAAGGCUCGACAGAUGAAACCAGUACACCUGGAAUUGAGAAAAAUCCUCCCAAGGAUCACGACGUGGAACUCAAAGCUGGCGGCCCUACUGCUGAUUCCCAUGAGAAGCUGGAGAUGGUCACAAGUCUCAGCACCAAGUUAAAGAAGGCUUUGCCACCUCCUGACCCUAGUGUCAACUCUACCAAAGAAGAAGUCUCAGAAAACAGUUCAGCAAAACCUGAUGAGUCUUUGUCCACUAUGAGCAUUCUUUGUAACACCAACAAGAAUACCGUGGGUGAUGAUCAGUUUUCUAAACUGUGUGAUCCUGGGGAUUUAACAGAUGAACAGAGCAAACCUUCCCAAGAUGUAAAAGGGGCAUUAGUCGAGAGUCCACGGGACUUGGUGUCAGUGGAAACUGUGGAAAAGUUAAGCCCAGUUCCCUCGGUACAUUCGGAAGAUGAAUGUGAGCAACAGCUUCUGGUUUACCUCAGUAGAGACAGAUGCAAGGAUGUGGAGGACCUUUCUAAAACUGUCGGUGUGCCUGCAGAUAGGUUGCCCUCUCCUCAGCUAGACAGGACCAUAGGAAAUCCUUCAGAUGGGGCCACCGAACAGAGUCAUGGGGACAGAGGUGAUGAAAGUAAAGUGGGACAAAAUGUCCAGGAUCAUUCUCCAAUUAAGGAAAAGAUCAGUAGCCUCAGAAAAGUUGAUCGAGGACAUUAUCGUAAUCGAAGAGAUCGUUCUUCCAGUGGAGAGCAUGCAAAGGAAAGUAGGAGCAAAACUGACGACCGUUACUAUAAAAAACAUCGCUCCUAUGUCCGAGAGCGGCCCAGGCAGGACCGCUACACCACAGAAUACUGCAAUGGGAGCCAGCACCACCUGAGUCACAGUGAGAGAGUCAGCCCUGGUGAGCACCACUCUCUGAGUAGAUACAGCUACCACCACUCUCGAAAUAGAAGUGGAUCUGACCAGGACUGGAUCAGGUACCACCAUGUGGAAGGUGAACACAUCUGGGGCCGGGAGAAAUACUACCCAGAUAAAAUGAGAUGGGACAAGUGCAGGUACUACCAUGACAGGUACGCUCCUUAUACAGCCAGGGAGGCUCGGGAGUGGAAGCCUUUCCUUAACAGCCGGGAGCCUGACAGAGCAGGGCAGCGCCAUGGCCAGCUACACAAAGACUACUACAGAAGCCGCAAGGGCUACGAAGUGACUGCCAAAGAUAAGCCCCGGCACCAUCUCAGCAGUCCCCGAGUAGGCCCACCCCAUGCCCUUCCCCUCUAUCCUGAGAAGUUCUCCCAUGAAAAAAUUGCACUUGGAGCUGAAGACAAUUGUAACCUUUCUGAUCGAUUUCAUGAACAUGAAAAUGUAAAGUCACGGAAGAGGAGAUAUGAUAAUCUAGAAAAUAGUGACAGUUACAUAGAAAAAAAAGCCCGGAGAAGCUUACAGAACGAUCCCUUAGAAGAGUCUAAAGUUAAGAAGCACAAAAAAUCAAAGAAGAAAAAGAAAUCCAAAGACAAACACCGAGAUCGCAAUUCCAGGCAUCAGGAUUCUGACCUUUCAGUAGGUUACUCUGAUGCCGACCUCCACAGACACAAAAAGAAGAAAAAGAAAAAGAAGAGACAUUCAAGAAAAUCAGAGGACUUUGUUAAAGAUUCAGAACAAUACUUACCUAAGUCUGCUAGCUAUGAGACUAUUGACCGUUUCCGGAGAACCGAGGGCAAUUUUCUUCUCACCAGUAGCCUGCCUCUGGAAGGUGUUGGACCUUUCCGUGAGAAAACAAAACAUUUAAGGAUGGAAAAUAGGGACAAGUGUCAUCUGUCAGAAUUUGGCCAGGGUGAUUGAAAGCUUGGCCUCAAAAUAAAAAAUUCACUAGUUAUGAUUCAACAUGUUCAACAGAAGCCAUCCCCAACCCAGCUUAAAUUAUAAAUAUACAAAAUAACCUUAUUCAAAUCUGCGUGGUGCUUCUUUAGUAAAUACUGUACAGAUUUUACCAUGGAGAACUUUUUUUUUAGUUUUUACCUUUUCUUAAUUACCCUUAUUCCAAAUGGAUGAACACUUUCUACAACUGCUGACCAUUGUAAAAUACCGUGUAUAUAUAAAUCACAUUGAAAAUAAUGCCCUGGAAUAGAACAUCUCAAAUGCUGCUUAAUUACAGACUCAGGUUGAUCACUUGUAUUUCAUGUAAUGUUCCUCCAAGCUAGACAUCUGGUGCAAGACCAACCGGGAAACCAUGGAAUUGUUAAAAGUACAAACUGACAGUGUGUAUAUUUAAUUUAAAGACUUAUUUAAAAAUUCAUAAGCUCUCAACUACACUUCCGAGAGCAGUGUUUUCUGUAAUGUCUGAUACUAGAAACUAAUUUGCUUCAUAUUUUAGUUGUAUUCAAGAUUUGAAGAUGUAUUUUAUAGACAAGUUCUGUUUUUGAACUUUGUGGAACUGUUCCAAUCAAUUUCCCAGUUAUGAUGAGUAUUUACAUUAUGAAUGUAUAACCCAAACAUUAUUUGUAAAGCCUACAGUAUGUUUUUAUUACAUAACACUUUUUUAUACAGUGUCUCUUGUCUUGACUGUAUGAUAUUGGAGUCUGAGUUGUCAACUUGGUCCCUUAAAGUUUCUAGUUACAGACAAAAUCAUACUGUGAUUUUAUUUUUAAUAUGGAUAUGCUAUCAAACUGUGAUACACUUAUAAUUCACUGGUCCUGCAUCAGGAGAUGGAGUGGGGAAAACUGUAUUUAAUACAGUUUGUAUCUGAAUAAUCUGUAUGGUUUAUACAGUUUGUGUUGUUCAGAGAUGUCUAAAGUUUGAUCUUUGUUUUUUUAAAGAUUAAAAAAGCACUUGCCCCACUGUAAAUAUUCAGCAUGUAAAAUUUAUAUAGUAUAUAAAUGGCAGCAAAUUACA
Molecule: messenger RNA, 4597 nt
Organism: Otolemur garnettii (small-eared galago)
Lineage: Eukaryota; Metazoa; Chordata; Mammalia; Primates; Galagidae
Gene: USP42
Product: ubiquitin specific peptidase 42
Exons: 15
Coding region: 17-3547 (1176 amino acids)
Biological process (GO): regulation of apoptotic process; protein deubiquitination
Cellular component (GO): cytosol; nucleus
Molecular function (GO): cysteine-type endopeptidase activity; cysteine-type deubiquitinase activity
Source: RefSeq, a predicted model, not a curated record